AUGUUGGAAGAAGUAGACGAAGUGUUUGAAGAUCAACAACCACAUUCUCUUCAAAAAACGCAACAAGCUUCAUUAUCAUCGUCUUUCGGUUAUAAUAAUAGACCAGGAUCGGGUCGACCAUCCUCAUCAAAACCAUCACCACGGGAAGUUAUUGCAGGAGAUGAAGGAAAGCGAGAACAGUCUCCUUUGAAGAGUACAGAAAUGAAUCAAGAUCAUUUUGUCAACCAACCAUCAAGAAGUAAGGAAGAUAAUACAGGUGACAAUAUGGACGAACAGGACACCACGCGAAGGAAAAAGAGAAAAAAUCGUCGUGCGAGAAGACAACUCUUCGACAGUGCUGAAGACGAAGACAACAUUAAAAAUGAUUCGCAUCUGCAAAGCCUGGCUCAUCACGAGACCAACGAAGAACAUGUUACAUCAACCGCAAGCAAUGUGGAGGGCGGUAAUUCGCUGCUUCAUGCAUCCAAUCCUUUGAAUAAUAAUCAAGACAACCAAGAAACAAAUAUUGAUGAUAACAAAGAAGAAGAUAACAAUCUUGUGGCCAAAUUAUUAUUGGAAAAGGAAAAACAAGAUGAUGUUAAAUUGGCAGAACGAAAGGAUCCGAUAAUCAUCAAAAAAGAAAAUAGAAAAAAAGAUUUUCUCGAGCACAUGACUUUUGUUUCGGAAGUAAGGCCUGUAGUGGAGGGUGUCAAAAAACAAAUGGAAAUUAGAGUGAACGAGCUCAACAAAUUACACGAAAUUUAUUUAUCACGACAAAAAACCAAAGAAGCAGAAGAAUGUAAAACCAUGUCAGAAAAGUUGAGACAAAAAAUUGAAAAACUGUCACAGGAAUACUCGACAAUUUAUCGAUAUUUUGACCCACAAGAGGAAGGAAUAUUCUCUGACAAGAAGCCCUUUCUUCUUGAACAAGGUCAACAUUUGUUGGAGCAUCGAUUAAUGCGAGAACAAGAUGGAAUUUCGAAAUUUUUUGACGAAAACGGGCAAUUAAUUGUACAGCUAGAUCCUACUAAUAAUGUAUUUACCAAACCAGGAGAGUUUGAUUUUGACUUGAAAGAUAAUAAUGCGAUAGGUCUUAAGAGAACCAUACCUACUAAGAGUUUGCGUUCAACUACAGCUUCAAAACACUUCAAAAUCGACAUUGACAUACGAGAGAUUAUUUUUGACGAUCAUCCACUCAUGACUGAAGAAGAAAUUGUCACAAGAAAAAUUCUUGAUGCCUUUGAUAGAUAUCAAGAGCUGAAGACUGCUGACAAAUUUGAUUAUUAUCAGAAGAAAAUAUUGGCAUUGCAAACAGAAUUGGAUAGACUACGAGGAAAGAAGGAUAAAGCAAUUAAGAAAACAAACCCACUUGAUGAAUUAAGUUAUUUAACAAAGGAAGUGAAAGAGAUUGAACGUGAAAUGUCUGUAUUGCGUUCGGAAAUCAAACAGGCUCGAACAGCUAUGGAAAAUGAAGAGUUUAAGGAAAUCACGCUUGUAAAUAGUAUGAUUAGUAAUUGGGAUGUACUUUGUAAAAUAAGGUCAAACCACCGAUACACGGUCACAAAUUUAAAAAUGGGGUUCAGAACAGUAGAAACAAACAAAGAAGAUGAUAGUUUCGUCAUGCAAUACAAUAUCGAACAAGAGUUAAUAGAGAUGGAAGAGGAUCUGCAAUGGAAAUACAUUCAACAGGUAAUUGAAUAUAGGGAGCAGCUAAUAUCAAUUGGAGAACAAGACUACUCGUCACUGUUCUUAGUUGCGUCAAAGAAAGAUCCACCUAAACUCCCAGUUUUUGAUAAGGAGAGUGAAAGGAAGCGCAUUAUUGAACGAAUGGGAAUGCACAGAAGAUAUCCUGGUGAAUCUAUUAUUAUUCCUGAAAUUUUAAAAACUGAAAUCACAAAAGAAUCAGAGCUUCCACCGACCGAGAUUGAACGAAGAAAUCAACUCAGCCAACUCUCAUAUCAUGUAAACGUUUUAGUGAACGGCAAUUACGUUUGCAAAACCACGAGUCAACAAUUAAGAUCUGACUUUACUGUUAACUUUAAUGAGAUUGUAUCGGUGAGUGUUUUCAAGUGGCCAGAAUCUAUCAGCUUAGAAGUAAUGCAAUCCGGAUGGUUGGAUAGGACUGUUUCACAAGUUUUUGUUCCUGUACCAGGUUUGGAGAGAUCAGGAAAGGUCGAGAUGGACAACAUGAAGACUCUUAAUUUCACCUCACCCACGGCUCAUUCUCCUGUUUGGGAAUUGCAAGCACUUGGAGCUUUUCCUUUGUCUCUAUUUACACCACUCUUUAAAUCUUUACCAAAACCAACACGUCAUACAAGUGGACUUGUGAAAAUGUCCAUUGCUUGGGUGAAACCAUCGGCAGAUAGAAUGAUUGAGGCACCAAAACCUCCGGUCGAAAAGAAACGAACGGAUUUACCCACUGCAAGAGAUUUACUUAACCUCAAACAAAUUACAUCAUGGAUGGAGUCAAACAAUAUUGAUCCCAAUGAUCCAAGAAAUACAGGACUCCUUUCCAUGUUAAACGAGUUGGAUAGAGAUGAUUUAUCAAGCAAAGGUUUUUAUCUUGCUGAACAAGAGGAUGAACUGUUCUUCUUUGACGAUUUUAAUAAUUCAGCAUAUCAAAGAAGGUUGCACUUGUUAAAGUUGCGAGACGAAGUGAAAGGAAAGGUACCUCUACCAUUGAUACCACUCGAUCUCGAUCAAAUACAACCAAGGGUUGUUAAAAGCUAUGAAGAAAAGAUUAUCAAAUCUCUUUCAACCGAAGCAAAAUUAUCAUCCUACAUUAAUCAGGUCAGAAGGCACGCAAAUAAUUCAAUACUCAGAAAGGCAAAGCGUUUGGUUAAGACAAAUGUCGAUGUUUCACAAUUUGUCAAAGAACCACCCCUUCCUUCCUUCCAUCAUUCCAUAGAUGCCAUUUUAGAAUUAUUUGAGGAAUAUAGACCACUAAAUCCAAAACGCAAACAAAAACAAGUUCCUCCUCUUUCCGAAAUUACUUCUUGCAAUAUUUUGGUUCAAAUUACAAGGGGAUACAAUUUUCCAGUUCGAAAAGAUAGUAACAACGAAACAUACAGAACGUACAGACAAGAACGGCUCAAGAAUGCAAGUGAAUUGGGUCUGGAAAUGCAAAUGGCAAAUCGUAUGCAAGAAAAUGGUGCUACAAGUAUUUACGAGCACGAUCAAGCUACUUCUGGUGGAAAUAAGGAAACCAUUAAUUAUAUUACCAUGUCAAGAGCCAAUCAAGAACAAACUUUACCAGAUCGUCUCUUAUCAUUUGUGGCAGUAACUUUUGAUGGAGAAAUGCAGAGAACUAAAUCUGUGGAAGGACCUUUUCCUCAGUAUAAUCAGACAUUAACACUAAAUUUACAAACACCCAACAAUGAUUAUAGCACUGAAGCUUUGAAAUUAAUAGAUAAGGAAAUUUACUUUGAUGUUUUUGAUGAAAUUACGGUUGAAGGAUUAAAAGACGAGCGAGACUACAAUGCCAUCAAUCAACGAGCUGAAUUUAAGUGGCUAGGUUCCUAUUCUGUACCUUUCUCAACACUCUUCCAGAAUGGAAAAAUUGUCGGUACAUUUAGAUUGAAAACACCACCAUUGUACUUGGGCUAUAGCAAGUCUGUGAAUGAUGCAAACGCCUACUCUGCCCUUACAGUGUGUAUUACUUUGGACCCUCCUCUUCCAACACCUGAAAAGGUUGAAGACUUUGUUGUGACAGGAGAAGGACCAGAAGUUUACUCAUAUUGUCAAUGGUGGAUGAAAGUAGUGAAAAAGACCAAACAUGUGGGCUCAAGAACUGUGAAAUGUCUGGUUCCUAAUAUUGAAGGCAAAGCUACUCUUAUUACUCGAUAUAUUACUCCACAGGAUCCACCUACUGAGUUGCAAACAGCUGCAGAGCUCGCAAGAUUUGUAUCACUAAUUCCAAUGGUCGAUGAUUCUCUUGCGUAUGGAGCUAAUGAUACAUGGGUAGGAUCUCAAGAGUUUUUGGAUACUAAAGCAGGAGAUUGGGAAGAGCAUGCCAUCCUCUUGUGUAAUUACUUGUUGAGCAUUGGAAGAUUGGCAUUUGUAGUACUUGGAAAAGGAGUUCCUGAAGGUGAGACUGCCUAUGUUUUAACAGUGGAAAACAACGCUGCUUCUCAAAACUCAUCUCAUUCCUAUCAAGACAAUAGAAAAUGUUUGUGGCUUUGGAAUCCAGUUACCGGUGAGAAAUAUUCGGUGGACGAUCCAUUGUGCCCUCUUCAAGAAAUUCACACCAUCUUUUCACAACAUAAUGUUUGGGUGAAUGUCCAAAAGAAAGUUCAACCUUCAACGAUGAAAUUUGAUCUGAAUGAUGUUUCACAAUUCUAUCCAUUGUAUCAUCCAACACGAGAUGCAAACAAGAUGAUUGCCAAGGAAGCAUCAGAUCCUAAAGGAAAAAUCCAAUACAAGAAAUUACUGUAUACCAAGACUUCGAACGAUCAAGCCAUUCGAUUGGAACAAGAUAUUAGACGAGCUAUUGAGGAAGGUUUUUCAAAAUGGCGUCAUAAGGCAACCAUUUGGGAUAAUUCAUUAAGCAAGACAUUUAAGGAUCUUCUUCAAAGUUUUGAAUCAAGCAAAAAAUUGGAUCAACCUCUAAGUGAAGAAAAUCAACAACAAGCUCUUGCUAUUGUGAACGAGUCGAGUGCCAUUAAUGGAUUUCCACUCAAUUUUGCUUUCAAAGAUAUUAAGGAAAUUGUCACAGAAGUUCGAAACACCAUGGUUUAUGAUACCUAUGAAAAUGAUGUGAAAUUUGCUCUCGCUGUCUAUGUUGAACCAUAUGCCAAUGGAGUGAUGAGUGUUUGGGUUUAUGUUGCCUCUGUCAUUAAUAAGAGAGGGUAUUACUGA
Naegleria lovaniensis is the source of this 4836-nucleotide messenger RNA. RefSeq lists its product as uncharacterized. Lineage: Eukaryota; Heterolobosea; Eutetramitea; Acrasida; Naegleriidae. The transcript has 6 exons. Gene Ontology annotation, cellular component: ciliary transition zone. Bases 1 to 4836 code for a protein of 1611 amino acids. The record is from RefSeq and is a predicted model, not a curated record. Gene Ontology annotation, biological process: protein localization to ciliary transition zone; non-motile cilium assembly.